Messenger RNA from Zophobas morio, 1536 nucleotides. RefSeq names its product Ferrochelatase (gene Fech). The record is from RefSeq and is a predicted model, not a curated record. Gene Ontology annotation, biological process: heme biosynthetic process. Gene Ontology annotation, cellular component: mitochondrion. NCBI's taxonomy places the organism in Eukaryota, Metazoa, Arthropoda, Insecta, Coleoptera, Tenebrionidae. Bases 255 to 1418 code for a protein of 387 amino acids. The transcript is spliced from 7 exons. Gene Ontology annotation, molecular function: protoporphyrin ferrochelatase activity.
CAUCGCUCCCACAGACGUAUCGUAAAUCGUAAACUUGUAGUCCGGCGUGAAGUACAAGACAUAUUAAACAUAAAAACCUAAAUUAAUAAUCUUAUAAUCACAAAUCAUGUAAAAACGCCAUUCUAAGCGCUAUAUUUUUUCCCGACAUCUUUCUAAACGAUUAAUUCCCAGUAGAACUUUCUUCGUCGUGAGAGUUCUGUGGCCUUUGCCACCAGCCUGAAAAACACCAUAAGUUUACAAAAUUCCGUCAAAUCAUGCUCUCUCUUCGUCCACUGCCUUUCAGAAGUCAAGUUGUAAAAGAAGUGAGGUUAUGUGUAUCGCGCACUGCCUCCAGCAGCCCCAAAACGGGGAUCGUUUUAUUGAACAUGGGAGGCCCUCAGAAAGUGGAGCAAGUUCACGACUAUUUGCACCAAAUAAUGACCGACCGUGACAUGAUCCAGUUACCUUUUGCACAAGACCGGUUGGGGCCAUGGAUAGCGAAGCGCCGGACCCCGGAAGUGCAGAAAAAGUACGAGGAAAUCGGUGGUGGGUCGCCGAUUUUGAAAUGGACAAAUAAACAGGGUGAACUUUUAUGUCAAAGACUGGAUAAGGUAUCGCCGAAUACAGCCCCUCAUAAACACUAUGUGGCGUUCAGAUACGUACCGCCGUAUACUAAAGAUGCGUUUACGGAAUUAGAGAGGGAUAAUGUGGAGCGCGCCGUCAUUUUUUCGCAAUAUCCGCAGUAUAGUUGCGCCACAAGCGGUUCAAGCUUUAAUGCAAUUUAUAAAUAUUAUAAGGACAAAAAAUUACCAGAAGGACUGAGGUUCAGCAUGAUUGACAGAUGGUCUACACAUCCACUAUUGGUCAAAUGCUUUGCCGAUUUAAUUAGGAAAGAACUGGCUAAAAUCAACGGCAGUAAAAGAAAAGAUACUAUAAUUUUGUUUUCAGCACAUUCCUUACCUUUAAAGGCUGUAAAUCGUGGGGACUCUUAUCCAAGUGAAGUUGGCGCCACUGUGAAUUUGGUCAUGCAAGAAUUGAACUAUUGCAACCCAUACCAGUUGGUGUGGCAGUCUAAAGUAGGCCCACUACCUUGGUUGGGUCCAUUUACUGAUGAGGCAAUCAAGGGUUAUGUAAAACUGGGCAAAAAGAACUUUGUUCUUGUUCCAAUUGCAUUUGUCAAUGAACACAUUGAAACUUUACAUGAACUGGAUAUUGAGUAUUGCAAAGAGUUAGCAGAGAAGGUUGGGGUGGAAGAAAUCAGAAGAGUUCCUGCACCCAACGACCACCCGUUGUUCAUUGAAGCCUUAACUAGUAUUGUACAAAAUCACCUACAAAGUAAUGUUCCAGUUGGGAAAAAAUUCUUGAAUAGGUGCCCACAUUGUGUCAGCGCCAGUUGUUACCACAGCAAAAAGUGGUUUUCUGAAGUUUGUCGAAUUUAAAGUCUAUUUGUAUUUUUUCAAGGGUCCAGUUAUUAUUAUUGUUAUUGUUUGUAAAUGGUUGUAAUGGUAAAUCCGUGUUAAAAUAUAGGCUUUGGAAUUAUAUAUUUACCUAUUUUUA